GGAAGGGAAGCGCUUGCUCAAGCUGGGUCUACCCCCAGUUCGGUAGCCUAUGCUGCCUAUCUUGCGAACAAUGGUCAAUGGGGUUCAUACAGUUGACGUCAGCUCAAAGACAUUGCUCGCCCUUGUCCCUUCGGACAAAAUACCUAUGCAACCAUUGAACCGAACAUUGAUCGAAGGGCGCCUUUGUGCCCAAGGCUCUAUUUGGGAAAAGCCCGACAAUUUAAACCACAUCGGAGCCUCCGAGUCCGAGGAUCGAAGAUCCGAAAUCGUUUUGUUCGACCGAGACAAUUUCUACUGCUCGCUAUCAGCUCAGUGUGCACUGUGGCACGCGUGAAAGCUUGUAGAACUUGUCACGGCGAUACCCUCAUGGCUGCACACUGGGCUCGCGAUCCCGUCACGGGCUAUUAUCAGGCCAUGUUGAGCCAAUCGGGCGGUCAUGGCCACCACUUCAGGCAAGGGGUUCACGGUGUACUCAGAGAUGUCUAUUGCGACCCAUGCCUCCAGGUUAUGGACAAUAUGCACGCGCAACUUGACGAGGCUAUCGAGUCGUUGGAAAACUUGACGCUCGAUGAGACAGAGGUAUGGGAAGACCCCCCAAUGCCCAAUCUCACGGUAGGUGAGAUCACCGAUCCCGCGGUAGGUACAGAAGCCCGCUACACCUUGCAGUGGGAACAGUGGCUGAAGUCACCGAAGGUAGGUGUAUACACCCCGGCCAUAACGCCUCACGCUCAGACGCCAUGGUGGGGGAAUAACCGCACCCACUACGGACUGUUGCAGCCUCAAGAACAAGCCCGGCUAGAACGCCCAGCAUUUGCCGCCCAGUUUGCCAGGGAUGGUACGUAUCCCCCAGGGAGAUCACGGUUUGCCCAACAGGUAAGAAGCCCUCGCCCGCGCUCUCCUUUGCCGAUGUCCAGACCGGUUCGUUACGCUCGAAGUUGUUCUCAAGACAUCUACGAUGACCCGGAGUAUGAACCAGAGUUCUGGGCAAGGAACCUUCGCCCUGGAAACAUCUGGACAGAUCCUCCCCGGUUCCCGGUUCGGGAUCAAGAUAAUGUCUCACCUCGAACUGUACUAGAGCCCCAAGCUCACAACUGGAAUAGGGGCGUAUCGCAAAUUGGCAGAAGCGGCCAGUCAUUCUACCAGCCCGUCUACCAGGCCGUCUCUGGGAGAAGGGAGAACCUCAACAGCCUGAUGAAUUGGGAUCAGUACCAGAGCACCCCAUACUUUCUGUAUUACUAACAUAAGGUAGUCAUGUCCUAAACAGUAGAUUGCUCAGUGAGAAGGUAGUGGAAGAAUCGAGUCCGAAUCCCCGCCAUAGAACCCCUAACCUCUCCAUCUAAUCUGAAUCCCGGUACCUUAACAUUUCAUAAUACAUGCAGCUCAAUGUCAUUGGAAUUACUAACCACCUCUCCUCGCUCCUCUUGUGGUUGGUGAAAUGUGAACUUACAGAUGUCGAGUCGUCUAGAUUG
This is a messenger RNA of Canariomyces notabilis, 1469 nucleotides long. RefSeq lists its product as uncharacterized. The record is from RefSeq and is a predicted model, not a curated record. The transcript has a single exon. Lineage: Eukaryota; Fungi; Ascomycota; Sordariomycetes; Sordariales; Chaetomiaceae. Bases 367 to 1239 code for a protein of 290 amino acids.